Vitrella brassicaformis is the source of this 2682-nucleotide messenger RNA. Lineage: Eukaryota; Vitrellaceae. The record is from the annotation of a GenBank genome assembly.
GUCUGUUCGUGCGGUGCGUCACUUCAAGCAAAUUACAGGUUGAGUACGAAUGACAAUCCAAUCCAAUCAGCUCACCUCAGCUCCUGUGCAAGUCAGGUCCCCUCUCUCAAAAUGGCAUCACUGCCAAAGAUCAGAUGAGAUGAGAUGUCUGUGAGGCGAAACAUGACCCGUGAGACUGUCACCAACAAAUAUAAAAUGUAGACAGCGAUGUGACGGACAUCGGAGGAAUCGAUGAACACGGAUGCGCACACAGCGGCCGGCCAUUCAGGAAUGGUGGGCGAAAGUCACCUGAGACACGACACCGAUAUGUCUCUCUGCUGCCUGCUGGUGGCUGCGUUUGUCUUCGCUUACCAGUGAUUUUGCCUUUUGCCUCUUUCUCCUCUCGCUUGCGGGAUGGCGAUAAGAAGACGCUGUCGAGGUCGACCACGACGGUGGUCUUGCUGUUGAUGAUGGCCGCGCUGAGGGCCGCCUCGAUCAUGGCCGUCAUGGCCGCCUCAGCCUCGGUGAUGAACCAUCCAUUGGUGGCGCGAUGCUGCCCGGGUGAGGGCUGAACGAUGGCCAGCGGCAGGCAGGCCGCCUUGGGCAACAGCGGGUACCCCUUGCUCUCCCGCCCUCUGUAGAUGUUGACGCCCGCGCAGUAGGUCACUUGGAUCGACUUGACGCCGGACAGCGCGCCCCAUCCUGUGUUGGUCCGCAGGUGCUCGCACAGAUCCGAGCGGCCGACGAGACCACCACGUUCCUCCAGAUACAGGUCCUUGAGUUGAGUCUUCUGCUGCGCCACGUGUGUGGCCAGUGAGAGUGCCUGGGAGUCGAUUCCAGGAAAGCCGAAGGGGUUGCUGGGUUUGUGGGGCAGGAACGUCAGGAGGAGGGUCGCCGCGGGGUCCUCCUUCUCAAUCUUGAGAGCGCUGAAAUUGAGAAGGGAUAGAUGGAUGGAUUGAUUGACGAAUCGAUAUCCUUCUCCCUCCCUGCCUCCCUCCUGUCUGCCUGCCUGCCUGCCUGCCCGUUGUGUGUGGCUAGGUACUUACACGUCCACCCAGUCGGCGGCGUGCAGGGACAGGUUGACCCCGUCCCAGGUGCUCCGAUACGGCGGCAUCAUGUAGGGGUCCUUCUCUUGAAUGACCUUGAGCUCGGGGGUGUAGUCGAAGUCCGAACCGUAGAAGAACACCGAGCCGCCGGUGCUCUCCUCGUUGCGCAGCCCGCCACGCGCGAAGCUGGUGAUCUUGGCCCCCAGCUGGAGCAGGCGUUUCUGGUGUAGAUCCAACGUCUCGGUAGCCGCCUCGAUGUUGAGCUGCCGCACGGCGGGCAGCGACACCUCAUAGUACCGAGGGGUCGGGGAGACAGUGGAUUGGACCGUCUGGGGCGGAGGCAUGAGGUGGCUGGCCGUCCACUGGUAGCCGAACUUGAGUGCGUGUUCGUUGGCGUCGAGAAUCGCGUUUCGGGCGUUCCUGAGGAACUGCUUCCGCAGAGGUUCGGGAGGGGGCACCGGGUAGGGGGAUGGGUCGUAGGGCCCGCAGAAACUUUGGCUUAGCGUGCAAUAAACACAAUUUGGCCGGCGGCAGCUCAGCGCGAUUCGCACCGUCACCCACAAUGUCAAUACCUGCAGACAAACAGACCACGAAGAUACAGACCACGAAGAUAAGAAGACCCGUGUCUCUGUGAGUCGUGCUUUUUUCCCUUCCAUUACGGGAUUGGUAAUGUGGGGCCUCCCUCCCUCCCUCCCUCCCUCCUUUCCUCACUCCCUCCUUUCCUUACUCCGUUCCCUACUGACGCACCAGCUUGUGCCAUGGCGAGUGUGAUGGUGGGGAUGCCGUUGUACCCUCCUCGCAAGCUCAGCGGGUCGUCAUUGAUGAAGAAUCCCAUCUUGCCCUUGCCCUUGCCCUUCCCAAGGCCACCGCUACUGACGGCUUGGGCCGCUUGGCCCUUCGCUGCCUCCAUCAGGGCCCGCAGAAACGUGGGCUUAGCGUGCAACAAGCAGAGCUUGGCCGGCGGCAGCUCCACGCCAUUCCCACCCCCACGAGCAAUGCCCAUACCUGCAAACAAACAAAGAUCCGUGAGUCAUGUGGAGUGUUUUUUUCGCUUACACACCGUUCUGGUAGUAGGGAAGAGCCAGCGCUCUCUUGAAGGCCUGGAUGGGUGCGUCGGAGUAGAUCAUGUCGUUGAGUUCCCAUCCGUCGAAUGCGGCCAGCUCCUCUUGCUUACUGCUGCUGAAUGAGCACUCGCUGUCCUCGCCAGGCGCCUCCCCUCUUCCUCGCCGUCGUCACGACUCCUCUUGUUCGGGCGGUGGGGCGGCUGCAGCUCCUCUGCUGGCACUCCGUUGGACAUAGACCCCUGCUGCUGCUGCUGCUGCUGCUGUCUCUGCUGCUGCUCCAUCGGCUGCUCCAGAUCGGCGAUGGAUAAGUCUUCGACGAUGGGCUCCUCCUUCUCAUCGAUGAUAGCGCCGUACUGCUGCUGCUGCUCCUGCUCUUCCUGGUUGAUCGGGUCAACCGGCACCAGAAGCGGCCCAAUGGCAUCAAAUCCUUCCUCAGCCCUCAUCUCCCUCUCCCUCUCCCUUUCCCUCUGCAUUCGUUGUUUGUUUCUUUGGUGUUCCAGCCACAGCCGUACCGAGAUUCUCAUGUGGGCGGUCAGCUGGGCAUUCGUCUUGGGUGUCCCCAUCAGGCGACAGGCAUAGCGGCGGGGCCCCAU